Molecule: messenger RNA, 414 nt
Organism: Rotaria sordida
Lineage: Eukaryota; Metazoa; Rotifera; Eurotatoria; Philodinida; Philodinidae
Source: the annotation of a GenBank genome assembly
AUGAAUGCUACGAGUAAAAAUAGACAUCGAACAGCAAAAUUCGCUCACACACAUCAUCAAGGAGCUGUUCAUGGUCCAUUGACACGAUUCAAAGGUGAAACUGCUGAUCAAGUUCUUGAACUUGAUGUUAUUAUAGUUGAUGCACGCCGGCAAAUAAUAUGGCUUGAUGGAACAUCUACUGAAGGACAACAAAAACUUGCUAAAAAUGUUACAAAACAAGUCGAAAUUUUACAAACAAUGGCGGAAUGUCCUCAAUCAGAUGCAUAUAUAAAUGAGGUUGAUCCAAAUGAAGCAAAUUGGCAACAAAAGUUUUUUGGACCAAUUGAAAAUUAUAAUCGGCUUAAAUCAGUUAAAGAUAUAGUUAGUCUAAAUGGAUUAUUUGCAUGCAAAAAAUGUGUAAGUGGUGAUGAUUGA